Messenger RNA from Apis dorsata (giant honeybee), 1689 nucleotides. Its product is annotated as glutathione synthetase-like. Gene Ontology annotation, biological process: glutathione biosynthetic process. The coding region runs from base 217 to 1674 and encodes 485 amino acids. The transcript has 3 exons. Gene Ontology annotation, cellular component: cytosol. Gene Ontology annotation, molecular function: glutathione binding; glutathione synthase activity; ATP binding. NCBI's taxonomy places the organism in Eukaryota, Metazoa, Arthropoda, Insecta, Hymenoptera, Apidae. The record is from RefSeq and is a predicted model, not a curated record.
CAGACCCAAGUAUUAUAUACAGAUGAAUUAUUUAUGAUAUAUAUCUACUAUAAAGGUCAUAAAUUAAUCACAUACGUACAUAAAUAUAUGAGUCGUAAACCUAAUACAAGAAGUAAAUAAGUAUGUAUGUAUAAUAAUUUAAAUUCAUAUAAUUCAAAUUUAAAAUCUAUAAUUUGAAUAGUUUUUUUAAGCAUUUAAAUUAAGAAAGAAAUAACUAUGGAUUCAACAUUAUGUUUACCUUCAUCUAAAAAAGAGAUUGAAGAAUUAAUAGAAAAAACAAAAGAUUGGGCACUCAUGCAUGGAAUGUGUAUGAGAUCUAAACAAAAUUUUAAUAGAAAUGUCCUACAAUUUGCACCAUUUAUUCUAAUGCCAUCUCCAUUUCCUAGAAAAGAAUUUAUAAAUGCUUGUCAGAUUCAAGUAAUAUUAAAUAUGCUUAUACAUAGAGUUGCUCAAGAUUAUAAUUUUUUAAAAGAAACUUUAGAAGAAACAAUUAAAGUUGAUAAUUUUACUAAAGAAUUAUUUGAAAUUUGUAAAAUUAUAAACAAUGAAGGAGGAUCAGUACAAAAAAUAUCUCUUGGUAUAUUACGUUCAGACUUAAUGUUGGAUACAACUUGUCCAGAAAAAGAUAAAAAUAAGAAUAUAUAUUGUUGUUGGAAACAAGUUGAAAUAAAUACAAUUGCAUCUGGCUUUGGUUGGUUAGGACCUGCUUCAACUGAAUUACAUAAGUUUGUUUUAAAAGAGCUUGGUUAUCAUAAAGAAAUAAAAAAUCUUCCAGAAAAUAAUGCAUUACAAAUAAUAUGUUCAAGUAUGAUUAAAGCAUGGAUGAUGUAUGGAAAUCAACAAGCAGUAAUUUUGUUUGUCAUUGAAGAUAUUACAUAUAAUAUUUGUGAUCAACGUUUUCAUGAAUUUGAAAUUAGAAAACAAAAUCCAAAUGUCAGAAUCAUUCGUAGAAAUUUAACACAAUUAACAGCUACUGCUAAAUUGGGCUACAAGAAAGAAUUGAUAGUAGAUAAUUAUAUUGUAGCUGUAGUGUAUUACAGGUGUGGUUAUGAACCUGGACAAUAUCACACACAAAAAGAAUGGGAAGUAAGAUUACUAAUAGAAAGAUCUUUAGCAAUUAAAUGUCCUACUAUUCAGUAUCAUUUAGCAGGAACUAAAAAAGUUCAACAAACUCUUGCAAAGCCAGGUGUAAUUAGUAGAUUUUUAAAAAAUGAAAAAACAUGUGCAGAGAUUACAGAAAUAUUCACUGAACUUUAUGGAUUAGACUUUGAUGAACAUGGAGAUGCUGCUAUAGAAAUGGGAAUCUCAGACCCACAUCGUUUUGUAUUAAAACCUCAACGGGAAGGAGGUUGUAAUAAUAAAUAUGGAUUAGAUAUAAAACAUUUCUUAGAAUCUGUAAAAAAUAAGCAAGAUAGAGUAGCUUGGAUUCUUAUGGAUAAAAUUCAUCCUCCAAUUCAUAAAAGUUAUAUGGUUAGACCUGAAAUUAAUAUAGAUACUGAAUUGCAAGAAUUAGUUUCUGAAUUAGGAAUCUUUGGUGUUAUAAUAGCAGAUGAAAAUAAUGUAUAUGUUAACAAACAAAGUGGUCAUAUGUUACGAACAAAGUUAGCUACUGCUAAUGAGGGUGGUGUUGCAACAGGAUUAGGUGCAUGUGACAGUCCAUUUUUAGUAGAUUAAAAAUGAAAUCUUAAC